Molecule: messenger RNA, 4557 nt
Organism: Neolamprologus brichardi
Lineage: Eukaryota; Metazoa; Chordata; Actinopteri; Cichliformes; Cichlidae
Source: RefSeq, a predicted model, not a curated record
CCACCUCUCCCCCCAGCAGAGGAGGAAGAGCUGAGACAAGUGAACAACAAGCCAAAGCCAGGCAGACAGGAGACUGUAUAGCGUGUGAAUGGAGCAGUGUGCGAGUACGGCCUCCCUGCUGGCCUCGGUGCGGGAGCAGGAGAGGCAGUUUGAGAUGCUGAGCCGAGCUCUGGAGGAGGAGCGGAGGUCGUGUGCUGGCACCUUGCCCCGCCCCCUCCCCAACAUGCAGAACGGCCGCAUUCCUUGUGAUGCAGACAUAGAAAGGCUGACAUUGAACGAGGGUUACAUCAACGGGACACAUCACUUCAGGAUGGAGCCUGGUCAGGUGGUGCAGGAGACGUUCACGGUGGAGGAACAACCCCAGCAGAUGCCACCUAUUGUGUCUGUGGAGACCAGUGAAGAUGGGACAACAAAGCGUACAGAAACCACAGUAAAGAAAGUAGUAAAGACUACCACCACCCGCACAGUCAUCCCUUCUGUGUCAGACACACUGUCAAUGGAUGGAGGCUCUGUGACAGGUGGAUACACUACACCCGCCGACCGACUCUACAGGCAGGGCCCUGGAGUUGCUGUGCCAAUGGACUACCCCACUCAAACUGUGCCCCGAAACUACCACUACGGACCUCCAGUGGGACCUUAUGACGACUACCGCGUUGGACCUCCAUCUGAGGUCUAUACAAGCCUCAGCAGGGGAGCUCACAUGGAUGAUCGCUACAGACCGGUUCAUCCAGAUGGGUAUAGGACUCUAGAUCCCAACUACAGAGCCCCCAGCAGGAACCAGUUGGACCCCUAUGCUGCUCAGCCACAGGUUGGGCCUAUGGGAAGUGGUAUGGAGCUUUCCUCCAUCCCAAGGUUUGUUCCAGAGCCAUACGGUCUGGAGGAUGACCAACGCAGCAUGGGCUUUGAUGAGCCCGACUAUGGCAUGGCACCUCCAAUGCAUUACAGCACUGUGCCCCGCAACCCCCAUGCUUACCCUCGUGCUCCGCCUCGCAGGACCGGGAGCUAUGAGGGCCUCUUGGAUGGCGACAUAAGCGGUGCAGGAGAUUACUACUGGGGUGGCGGCGCGCCACUGGCUCAGGGUGAAAGAGGGAGCAUGGCUUCAUUGGACAGCACUCUAAGGAAAGGCCCUGGUCCCGGUGGCUGGCGUCAGCCAGAGUUACCUGAGGUCAUCGCCAUGCUCAACUACAGGCUGGAUCCCGUCAGGAGCAACGCAGCUGCUUAUCUGCAGCAUCUCACCUUUAAGAAUGAUAAGGUGAAGUCCGAUGUGCGUCGUAUGAAAGGCAUUCCAGCACUGGUUUCUAUGCUCGACAACCCACACAGAGAGGUUCACUACGCAGCCUGUGGCGCACUAAAGAACAUCUCAUAUGGCAAAGAUCAAGACAAUAAGAUUGCCAUCAAGAACUGCGAUGGCGUCCCGGCUCUGAUCAGGCUUCUGAGGAAGACUCAUGACCAGGAUCUGACGGACGUUAUCACAGGAACGCUGUGGAACUUGUCGUCUCAUGAUUCUGUGAAAAUGGAGAUUGUGGACCAUGCAUUGCACGCCCUCUCCGACGAGGUGAUGGUUCCCCAUUCAGGCUGGGAGCGAGGGAGCAACGGAGCAGGUGGUGGGGAGGAAAACUGCAAGCCCAGGCAUCUUGAAUGGGAGACUGCCCUCACCAACACAGCAGGCUGCCUGAGAAAUGUGAGUUCAGAGCGAAGUGAGGCGAGGAGGAAGCUCAGGGAGUGCACGGGAUUGGUCGACUCGCUCAUGUACAUUGUCAAGUCCCAGAUUGACUGUAAAGAUGUGGACAAUAAGUUGACAGAGAACUGUGUGUGUCUGCUGAGGAACCUGUCCUACCAAGUGCACCGUGAAAUCCCCAACCCCGAGCGCUACCUGGAGGCCACACCAAACCACCAAGGCCCCGCCUACUCCAGCAAUAAGGGCAGUUGCUUCGGUUCCCGCAAGAGCAAAGAUGAGUGGUUUUCCAAAGGAAGGAAAGAUGAGGAUACAGCUGAUGAUACAAUAGACAUUCCAAAAAGGACCUCACCUGCUCAAGGCUAUGAGCUCUUGUAUCAGCCGGAGGUGGUUCGCAUCUACAUGUCUCUGGUAAAGGAGUCCCAAAACGCCACAGUGUUGGAAGCUUCAGCUGGAGCUAUUCAGAACCUGUGCGCUGGACACUGGACUGUAAGAACUGCCAUCUAUACUGAUCUUUUUCGAUUUUACAGUUCAGAUCGGGAGGUGCGUGGAGCCGGCCUAGUGCUGCAGACAGUUUGGGGCUACAAGGACCUGCGGCGCACUUUGGAAAAGGAUGGCUGGAAGAAGACAGAUUUCAUGGUCAACUUAAACCCUCCCACCAACAAACCCAACGGAUAUGAGGAAAGCACUCUGCCGCUUAUAGACAAAGGUGGCAAAAGUGACCGGGAAAUGAUUCCAAUGAAUGACAUGGGACCAGAUGCCUACUCCACACUGGACCAGACGGGGAGAAGGAACACUCUGGAUAACACACUCGGACCUACUGACAAAGAUUUAGAUCAGAAAAACUGAUUGUGUGCAUCACAAGACGACAGCCUCCUCCCACUUACUGCCCUUGCUGAACUGACAAUGGGGGACUACCGCUACACUACCGACAUGACUAAACUUCAUCCCUUACACUCUUGCAGUUUCUCUUCCUCCUUCUGUCUCUCUGUUACAUUCCUCCAUUGCAGUUCAAACCCUCGAAUGAAACCAUAUGGAAAACUGACGAUGCUCUGCAUUCCCUGUGGACAGCCGGAUGUGACACUACGACCACUUGACUCCAAAACCACUCCAUCAGCACUGCAGCUUGCUUGGACAACACUAAUGCUCUCUUUCUUUGAGACUGUGGCUUCUUUGGUAUUUUCUCGGAGGUCAGAGCAAAGACUAAUUAAACUAAUUAAAAAGGAACUGUUGGAAUCAUAUCAGGACACUUUAUGGUGAGAUUUUCCAUAAAUGGCUAACACACUCUGUUUUGACGAAAUCAACGUUUUCUCUCUCUCUCUCUUUCCUUAAUGGUCACACACUACAAAAUAUGAGUAAUUUCCUACCGCUGGGAUCUUGUAUUUAUCUGUCUAAUUAGAUAUGUGUACAGCUUCUGCUUCUGUUUUGGUAGCGGUUGUUCCUCGACUCGCUUUGCUGUGUACUUUUAGUUACGUACGCGUGCCAAAUGACACUGCUACUGCUGUGACUGCCACUGCUAACGCGCAACAUGGCACGCUCAGACUUUUCUCCAGCAGCUACACUGAAAACUCGUCAUCCGCUUUGUUCUGUUGGCAUCUUGUGUUGGUGACAGCCCAAAGAUGCAUGGGCGUGCUGCUUUUUUCUGCAUUUGAUUGUGAUGAUCCACAACUGUACAAGGUUAGUUAUACAGCCAGAAAUAAAGCAGACGAAUGAUUUUCCUCCUCCUCCUCCUUGUUGGAACAGACGGCAGACUAUUUCUAAAGUGAUCUUUCUGUUAAAUGCACCCCCCUUUUUCUUGGUAAUUCUUAGUGGAUAUCUCAAGGAUCCGGCGGGCGCAUUUCCUUAUCUGCAGGUCCAUAAUCUUAUGAAUGUGUACAUAUGCAAGAUUGUCUUUAAUCGUGGGCUAAAUGGAGUGCCUCGCUUAUUCAGGAUGGGUCUCAUGGGUGUGUCCAGCGUGACCUGGGUAACUGGUCAAGUUGUUUUGUUUUGUUUUUUCACAGCAGCGUACAAUUUGGGAGUGCUGUAUAUAGAACUCAGAAGUUUUUAUUAUGCGAGAAUAUGCGAUCUUGUAUGUUAUUGGAUAUUUCUUUUUUUUUUUUAAAUUAAACUCUUGAGUUCUGUAUAACUUACUGCUUCACAAAUCCAUAACCUGCCUGGCUUUAAGACAGAUCGACACAGUGCUGUCUGUUUUGUUUGCCCACAUUUCUUUAGUACGAUGUUUGUUCUGAAGAGGAAUGCUUAUUCUUAGUGCCGAGUGAGAUGUAGAUACUUACUGCGUGGAUGAUUAAAAGAAGCACUACGGGGUUGUAAAGUGUGAUUUUUCUUUUCUUUUUUUAACCUCCUUUUUUCAUGCCAGUUGAAAUAUGACAGCCUCAUUUUCUCAAAUUAACGAGCUGUCUUCAAGAUUGGACUGACUGAAAGAUGAAAAUGAUAGCGAGCGAGGGCUAGUGUUAGAAAGAGAGGCAUAGACCAGAAUCUAUUAGAUAAAAUCAAGAAAAAAGUAAAAGCACAUUUAAACUAUAUAUACAAGAGAAUAUUUGUUAAUUUUAAUGGUUUUAUGUAUUAUUAUUUUUAUAUAUAUAUAUUGAUUUGGGUUUAAUUGUUUUGGGUGUUCUGGGUGAAUGCAUAUGCAAUCUUUUUUUUUUCUUUUUUUUCUUUUUUUUGUUUGAUUGAAAACAGUUUGUCUUAAUUGAAAGCAAAACCAAGUUAGCUGAACAGAAAUCCUCCGACACCAUCAUCAGAUACACUAAUGGGAAGGAAAAAACCAGAUUGUUGACUAAUGUAAUCUCUUUGCCUUGGCUCUUAAAGUUGCACAUUCUCAUUUAUGAAUGAAUUAUGUAACUAGCAAUAAUGUUUUUAAUAAAAAAGAAAAUUAUUUCUCA